AUGCCUAAUUCCAGUGCACGAAUUGCUCCUGCCGUUCCAUCGAAGAUAAUAGAUGUGGUCGACCAAGCGCUAAAAGCGCGACUCUUAGGUGGUAGUACUUUCCAUUCAGGGUUUGAUAGUUUAAAUUCCGUACUUAACCUACAAUUCAGACUACAUUACCAUGUCAUUGGGUCGAAGGGACUUGCAAAGCCCGUUUGUGAUGUUUUAUUGAAGGACAGUCAAAAUUUAGAGAAAAACAUGAAUAUGAUGGAGGAAUUGAAUGACUAUCCGGACAUUACAAAACUCGUUGAGAAGAUUUUGUUCAAUUGCUUUGGGAUUCUUUUCUUCCACAGGGGCCAAUUUCAGGAAUCUCAGCGCUGUUUGCUGCACUCUUUGAAAAUUCAUAAUAACACUGCGCCACAAAGAACAGCGCUUAUGGAAGAGUAUGAUAAAUAUUUGGUCGUAGAAAACUUGUACUACCGUGGCCUACUUUCCCAAGACAUCAAUAUCAUGCAAAAUAUCAUUUACAAAGAACUACUGACACAUGUGGAUAAGGUUCCUCCCGAAUCAAAUGGUCUUCUUUUCGAAUACCUCAAUUUGAUUGUCGGAAAACUAAGGUUCAAUCAACUUCAGGAUUUAGCAGAAAAUUUUAAAAGUAGCGUCGACAGUCCUUUUAUUCUUUUUCUUUACAUAAUGAAGAAGUUCCAAUCACCUUCCAAAAAGCACAUCGAUAGUGAUGAUCUUUAUUUGAAGUUGGGGCAAAACGUCUUAUCGAAGGCCAAAUUCCCCACUGCGAGUGAAGCAAAUAACGAGACUUUGGAGCAUUUUAACGUCUUUUUACAGUAUUAUUUCAAAUUCACUAAUAUAAAAAAUAUAAAAGUUAAUUCCGGCUGGUACAGUUUCAUAAUAUCUUCAAUGGAAAAGACUUUUCAAAGUAUUGAGGUUUCGAAAACAGCAAUGCUUCUUUUCCAAAAUCUAAGCAAUAACAGUAGUGAUGAAAUGAAAAAAAAAACUUUAAAAAGAGAAUCUAUACUAAAUUUUGCUAAUUUUGUGAAGUAUAACGACAAGUACUAUCAGCUAAACGAUAACUCCCACCGUGACAUCAUUUCCUUCAUAGACGCCUAUUCUUUCAUUCUACAAAACUCCUCCAAGACCGAUUCAAUCGAAAACCUUUUCGAUUACGAUAAUACAGUAUCCAUGUUUGCCACCUCCUUGGAUUCCUUCUACAAAGAGUAUAAUUUGCCAAUAAUGAGCCAAUCAGAAUCCUUAGAUUGGCUGGAAAACAGCACCAGAUGUGUAUACCCAGAAAACAUUGCGAAAGUUCUGACAAAUGCGUGGUCGACUUUGUACGAAAUUAGAAAAUAUCAGUUAGAUUUCCUUAUAUCUAAUGAUUUGACUUCAUAUCUAUGUAAUGCAAUGAUGUUAUCAACAAAAGAGAAAGACAAUACUGAUGUUGAAGAGAAGGAGGAAGGAGAAGAAGAGAAAGCAUUACGUGAGUUACAAUUUAAAUAUUCUUACACUCUAGCGCAACAGAGACACAUUGAAACUGCAAGCAAGACUAUAGAAUCAUUGAUAUUAAGCAAAAACCCAAACUACUACAAAGCCUGGCACCUAUUGGCUCUUUGUAGAUCUGUCCAAGAAGAUAAGGAGAUGUCGUACAAGAUCGUUUGCUCCGUUUUAGAAGCCAUGAAUGAAAGUCUUCAAAGUAAUACUUUACUUCUGAAUGAUAGAUGGCAAUUUAUCCACCUAAAAAUAACCCAGUUGGCUAUAAUUGAAGAAAUUUUUGGUACUUUAGAAGCACUAGAGACACUCCCAGAAGUCUUUGAACUAUACACAACGUUAUUUCCAGAUUCCCAACCUGAACUGAACAGCUUGGGCCCUAAAUAUUCUCAAACUAAAGAAUAUCUUUUACAAAUGGUUUGGAUCUUCGCUGCGAAUAUGUACAUGAGAACGAAAGACAAUGACAAGGAUGCCAAGGCUGCCAUCAAAGAAGCUUCAAGUGUCGAAAGUAAAUUCAAGAAUUUAAAUUGUAAUAUCGCGAACGGUUAUUUAUCAAUAAUAAAAGAUGAACCAAGCGUGGCACUAAAGGAGUUCGAAACAGUAUUGUACUAUGACGAAAAUAAUUUAGAUGCCUUGAUCGGAUUCGCUGAAUUAAUUUUUCCUGAAGAACUAGGUAUAGAGGAAACUAAUCUUGAGUGUUAUUAUACUCUAAGCCUCGAUAAAAAACCAGCUAAGAGGGCCCAACUUACUUUCGUUAAUGACACAGACAGGUCAGCAGCGUAUGCAAGACUAAAAUUCCUAUUGGAGUGUGCGAUACUAGAAUCGAUCGAAGCUUACCAUUCCCCAGAGGUUUGGUGGUAUUUGUCCCUCAUUUACGAAAAGUAUCAAGAUGACGAAUACAAAAAUUCUUUAUUAAAGUGUAUUAAAUAUCAAGAAUUAAAUCCCAUUCGCUCCCUAAGGUAUUGUAAUUACUAA
Molecule: messenger RNA, 2454 nt
Organism: Saccharomyces paradoxus
Lineage: Eukaryota; Fungi; Ascomycota; Saccharomycetes; Saccharomycetales; Saccharomycetaceae
Gene: YPP1
Product: Ypp1p
Exons: 1
Coding region: 1-2454 (817 amino acids)
Molecular function (GO): protein binding
Source: RefSeq, a predicted model, not a curated record